AAUGACACUAGGGAGGUGUGGCCGGCGAGGGCAGCUUUGCACAGCAGUUUGGGCGCGUCGAGCGACGUCGCCAGGCUUCAAGCUGUGCCCAGUAGCUGUGAAAAGUCCUCGACUACGUCUGCUGCAAGCGGCGUGCACGGCGAGCGACUUUAAGGCGAGUUGCAUUUAAAGCACAUUGCUUGCGGCGAGUGCAUUCAAAGCGAGGGCAGGAUGAACAAGCUCCUCUGGGCGCUCUUCGCCGCCGCGGCGGCCUUCGCCCCGGCCCCGGCGCCGCGCGCCGCGCGGCCCGUGCUCAAGGCGGUCAACAACGGCCGCGGCGUCGCGCAGAAGCUGCGGAGGUCAGGCGUCCGCCUUCAAGCGAAGGCAGAACCCCCGCGCGCCGCCGUCGUCGCGCAGGCCGCGGCGGCCGCCGUCGAGGACGCCGAACCGACGUGGUUCGACACGUACACCAAGGUCUCCGGCGCCUUGACCAACUUAUUUCCGGUCUGGACGGUCGUCUUCACGUUGUGGGCCCUCAAGGACCCGUCGGCCUUCGCCUGGCUGACCACUAAAUACUUCACGGCGGGCCUAGCGAUUCUCAUGCUGAGUAUGGGUAUUACGCUGGCCCCGAAGGACUUCCAAAGAGUGGCGACGCGGCCCAAUGCGGUGUUAUUGAACUUCGCGCUGUGCUACGGUACCGCGGCCAGCGUCCUAUAUUCAUAAAGGGGGUGUAGCUCAGUGGCAGAGCGUCCGCUUUGCAUGCGGAAAGCCCAGGGUUCAAACCCCUGCUCCUCCACACACACAAAAACAACUCCGUGGCGCAAUGGACAGCGUAUCAGACUUCGAAUCUGGGGGUUGCGGGUUCGAGUCCCGUCGGAGUUGUUUGCGUUCGCUCGACGGCGCGACGCCGCCGCCGCGACGCACCACGAUCUUUCGUGGCGCGCCUGCUCGACGGCGUCACGCUGUCGCCGCGACGCACCACACCACACAAAAUCUGGACGGACUGGAAAUCUGAAGGCUCCGGGUUCGACUCCCGGGUCGGUCUACCGCGGAAUUGAACUCAAAGCGAGAUAGUGUGGCCGAGUGGUUAAGGCGGUAGACUUGAAAUCUACUCCCGCAAGGGUCGCAGGAUCGAUUCCUACAAAAUCGAUGCGCGUUCGAACCCUGUCACUAUCGCGCACGUUGAUGAUGUGGCCGAGUGGUCUAAGCUCCUGGGAGCGACCAGAGGCGCUGGUUUUAGGCACCAGUCUUCGGGCGUGGGUUCGAACCCCACCAUCAUCACUUGAGUUCCAUGCCGCACGUUCGUAUCCGUGGCCGAGUUGGUCUAAGGCGUUGGAUUUAAGCCCCAAUCUCUCCGGAGGCGUGGGUUCGAACCCCACCGGAUGCACACAUUUGACCGAUGACGGUUUCGCCAAUCAGAUGCCAGUCCUGAGAGUUAAUCGUGUGUCGGACACGAGGCUGACGGUACACUCUCGCAGGCAUGAUGCCGGCGCUCGGCCUGACCCUGGGCAAGAUGUUCGCGCUAGAUCCGGCUUUAGUGGCAGGGAUGGUCCUCGUCGGCUCGAUCAACGGCGGCCAGGCGUCGAAUCUCUGCACGUUCAUUGCGAACGGGAACGUGGCCCUCUCGGUGCUCAUGACGACGGCAACCACCAUUGGAGCUAUCUUCAUGACUCCCCUAUUGUGCAAGACCUUUCUGGGGACGGUCGUGCCCGUCGACGCCGCGGGCAUUGUCGUCUCUACUCUACAGGUCGUCCUCGCGCCCAUCUUAGUAGGCAUGACGAUGAACGCCAAGUUCCCGAAAGUCGUGAAGAAGAUCACUCCUGUGACACCCGUCAUAGGCAUGGUCUCUACCUGUCUGCUGGUGGCCGCGGCUGUCGGGCAGGUCGCCGAGCCGAUCCUGGCGGCUGGCCUCAACCUGCAAUUACCGGUAAUGCUCCUCCACUUGGUCGGCGGCAUCGUCGGCUACUGGGGCGCUCGGGCUCUCGGCUUCGGCGAGACGUCGUCGAGAACGAUGGCCAUCGAGACCUCGAUGAAGAGCUCGGCCUUCGGCUUUUUACUAGCGAAGCUCCACUUCGGCGCCUUCGCCGCCCGCGUGCCUUCCGCGGUGUCCGUGGUCUGGAUGGCGCUGACGGGCUCGUCGAUGGCCGUCGCGUGGCGCUUCAUGCCGGUCAAGCCGGUCAAGUUUGAUAGAAAAGUCAAGGAGCGCUUCGAGUCCGUGGAUCUCCUCACGCGGGCGAAGAAGCUCUUCGGCAAGGAGAAGUAG
Molecule: messenger RNA, 2242 nt
Organism: Pelagomonas calceolata
Lineage: Eukaryota; Pelagophyceae; Pelagomonadales; Pelagomonadaceae
Source: the annotation of a GenBank genome assembly